AUGGCAGAUGCAGCUCCCAAAACCCAAACCAAAACACCCUCUGAUCAUGAAAAACAAAGUAAGUUUUUUCUAUACAAGGCUGCCCUUGUCACACUUCUCCUAGUUUUGGUCCCACUUUUCCCUUCCCUGGCUCCUGAUUUCUUCAACCAAACCUUCCACUCAACAAGCUGGGAGCUUCUGCAGCUCAUUUUUGUGGGCAUCGCCGUUUCGUACGGACUGUUCAGCAAGAAAAACGAUAUUGAGCCUCACAAAGACAACCACAAGAUUGAUAAUGCACAGCUAUAUUUGUCCAAGCUGCUGCAGGUUUCAUCUGUUUUCGACGAUGAAUCCGAAUCCGAAUCCGUGAUCGAGGAGAACAAGUUUCACGCAUUGAACUCUCAGUAUCAUAGAGGCGAGCCGGUAGUUGUAGUUGAGGAGCAAAACGACGCCGUUUCACAGAUCAGCCGGAAGCCUCUCCUUCUUCCCGUUAGAAGCUUGAACCACCCCCUUCCCAGCCCUAAUUCCAGAGCUGGAGAGGCGGAGGAGGAGAAGGAGGUGCUCCGAUCGCCUAUUCCAUGGCGAUCGAGGUCGGGAAGGAACGGUGAUGGCGAAAUCACCUCUCCUUCAUUGAAUUUGAAGAGGAGUGAUCAGUCUAGAUCAUUUAGGGGAAACCCUAAUUCAUCGUCGCCGUCGCUAUCAUCGUCGUCAUCACCUCUCUUACAUGAAUCUGAAUCAAAGAGGGGCGAAGAUGCGGUGAGGAAGAGGAGCUUCGUCCCUCCCCCGCCGGCUCCACCGCCUCCGCCUUCGCCGGCGUUCCUGAGGAAAUCGGUGCUGAUGAAAUCGAAUUCGAGCAUCGGCAACACCAAAAAGGCGUUGGAGCGGAGCGCGAGGAGCGUUCCGAGUGAGGAAUUGAGUGAAACCGAGAUGAUGAGAUCUGAUGAAGGAAUCUCGACGAGCGAUGGGGGAGAGGAGAGUGGGUGUGGGCCCGACGUGGACAAGAAGGCCGACGAGUUCAUAGCGAAAUUCCGGGAGCAGAUACGGCGGCAGAGGAUUGAGACGAUCAGAAGAUCGGCGGCGCAGCGUGCGGGGAAGAAUACUACUGCUACGUAA
Salvia splendens (bonfire salvia) is the source of this 1089-nucleotide messenger RNA. RefSeq lists its product as uncharacterized. The record is from RefSeq and is a predicted model, not a curated record. NCBI's taxonomy places the organism in Eukaryota, Viridiplantae, Streptophyta, Magnoliopsida, Lamiales, Lamiaceae. Bases 1 to 1089 code for a protein of 362 amino acids. The transcript has a single exon.